Molecule: messenger RNA, 547 nt
Organism: Drosophila miranda
Lineage: Eukaryota; Metazoa; Arthropoda; Insecta; Diptera; Drosophilidae
Gene: Gr5a
Product: gustatory receptor 5a for trehalose
Biological process (GO): detection of chemical stimulus involved in sensory perception of taste
Cellular component (GO): membrane
Molecular function (GO): taste receptor activity
Source: RefSeq, a predicted model, not a curated record
UGUUUCGCCCUCCAUUUUCCAUUGCUUUCAGCAGACCAUCCACGACUAUACACAUGAUUAAAAUCAUUAUGGAUCCGCUUUUGUAUCCCUUAACUCUUUCAUACGUCGUAUAGCCAUAGAGGUAGUUUUUUUGGGUGAUUUUCAUGUGUGAUAGUAUUGGUAAUUCCCUUAUAGACGUCUUCCGCAACUCGCGGCAGACCAGCGUCAGUCUUCUGAGCCCUUCGAUUUAGCUUAACCCAUGACCGAGGUAUGCUGGACCUUCUCACGUGCGCAGUACCGCUCUUUGGUGGAGCUCAUCAGGUCGCCGUUUAGGGCGAUGUCCUCAAACGCUCAUGCCGUCUGCUUCUCGCUCGCAUUCCUGUUCAGCCGCAGCUCCACGGCCGUGCUGCUAUUUGUGUCGGCGGCGAAGCCACUGCGUCUGCUUCGCCUGGUGGCAGUCUUGGCCUACCACGCGGAGGUGUACCGCGAACUGGCCAGCGACGAGGUGGCCCUGAUGGGACUCAACUUCACCAGGAAACUACUGCUGACGGUGAGCAUGUGGUCAUGA